AUGUCCAACACAUCCACCCUAGGGCGCUACUUCAAGAUGGAGUCUUCAGUCGACUUCAUCUCAUCCACACCCGUCAUCGUGCGCAGCCAGCACCUCAGUUACUACGUCGCCAUCGGUGCCAUACUAUUGGUGGCAUGGUUUUUCCAAUCAUCACAGACGAGCAAGACCAGUCGAGUAAAGGUGCCUUUCUACAAGGCUUCAAUAUUAAAAUGGUACUUCGAUGCCGAGACUCUGGUUCGGGACUCGUACUCCAAGGUAUAUCAGAUCAAGGCGACAGAGGGAGUGCAAGUCUUGGUGCCGGCCAAGCUGGUUGGGGAGCUCAAAGGUCUUCCCGAGGACGUUCUCAGCGCGACCGAGGCCGUCAGCGAGGCCUUGAUGAGCAGAUACACCAAGUUCUGUCCCGAGAGACACCAGGAUCUGCUGGCGACUUUGGUGCGAACAAGACUAACACAGAAUCUGGCACGUCUGAUCCCGCAAUUGAAGGAGGAGGUUGAGUACAUCACCGCGACCGAGUUCCCCGAAUGCAGGGAAUGGACGCCCGUCAAGUUCCAACCAUUUGCCCUGCGGUGUGUCGCUCGAACAAGUGGACGCGCCUUCGUUGGCCCUUCGAUCUGUCGCCAGGAGCAGUGGAUGGGUAUCAGCAUCAACUUUGCAGUGCACAUAUUCCUCUCGUUGGUAAAGCUGCAGUUCUUCCCUGCCUGGCUCAGGCCCAUCGGGCAGUACCUGGUAUCGGACCUCGGGAAGCUGAGGAAGGACGAGGCGGAGGCCAAGGAGAUGCUGAUCCCCAUCAUUGAGGAGCGUCUGCGGGAUAUGGACUGCCCUGGCUACGAGAAGGCAGAUGACCUGAUUCAGUGGCUACUGGAUGCGCUCCCCGAGGGAGAGAAAAGGGACUACCAAGCUCAGGCAGAGCUGCAACUCAUCCUCAGCGCCGCCUCGAUCCACACGACCAACAAUCUCCUCGUCGACUGCGUAUAUGACCUCGCCGCCAACCCGCAAUUUGCCGAGGAGCUCCGACAGGAGGCCACUGCGGUGCUCGAAGGCGAGGACAACGGCUGGGCAAGGAAGGAUUCGAUGAGCAAGCUCAAGAAGCUCGACAGCUUCAUGAAGGAGGUGCAGCGCCUAUCGGGCAAUGUGACCUCGUUCAUUCGCAAGGUUGUGCAGCCCAUCGACCUAUCCGACGGCACCCACCUCCCCGCGGGCACCAAGGUGCUCGCACCGCAGUGCGGUAUCAGCCACGACGAGCGAUACUUCCCGGAUCCGGACCGCUUCGACGCACUUCGCUUCUACAAGAUGCGCCAGCGCAGUGAAGACGAUAUGAACAGGCACCAGUUCACUAGCAUCAACGACACCAACAUGAAUUUUGGAGCGGGAAAGCACGCCUGUCCCGGACGCUUCUUUGCCAGCAACGAGAUCAAGAUGAUCCUGGCAUACUUCCUUAUCAACUUCGACAUCAAGCUCAAGGACGGAGAAUCGAGGCCAAAGGGCAUGAUGCUGAUGAUGUCAAAGACACCCGACCCGAACGCGGAGAUUUUGUUCCGGAGGCGGACGGUGGCUGCAUGAGGGCAUCGCGCUCCGCCGAUGUCAGCACCAACCAGUUCGAUGGGAGCUGUUUCGAACGUGAUGAGCGAGCGACUUGAACGACAAAACGAUGAUACCCUGGAUAAGUAGAGGAAUUACACCCGACACGUCCCUCGCCCGACUUUACAUAUUUCUCUUCUGCAAAACAUCAGUCGACGAGCAGGAGGACGUGGAGGCAUGCAUUGACGGCCCUAUAGAGCCGGCACAGAGCCGGCACGCCUGGAGCAUAGUGGCAUUAUUCCAGAGGCCUGAGAGGACCCAGGGUCGGUCCCCGCACGAGGGAAAAGAGCCAACGCGGCAUACAAUACAAGGCAUGGGCCUGGAGCUCUUUUGUCGAAAACGGCCUAAACAACAGACCAUAAAUAUUCUAAUGUACAUAAACAAAACAGGGCUUGCCGUGGGAGGAUGGCAAGCGCG
This is a messenger RNA of Diaporthe batatas, 1995 nucleotides long. RefSeq lists its product as uncharacterized. Gene Ontology annotation, molecular function: oxidoreductase activity, acting on paired donors, with incorporation or reduction of molecular oxygen; heme binding; monooxygenase activity. NCBI's taxonomy places the organism in Eukaryota, Fungi, Ascomycota, Sordariomycetes, Diaporthales, Diaporthaceae. The transcript is spliced from 2 exons. The record is from RefSeq and is a predicted model, not a curated record. Bases 1 to 1560 code for a protein of 519 amino acids.